This is a messenger RNA of Triplophysa dalaica, 2779 nucleotides long. RefSeq names its product gastrula zinc finger protein XlCGF57.1-like. Lineage: Eukaryota; Metazoa; Chordata; Actinopteri; Cypriniformes; Nemacheilidae. Gene Ontology annotation, cellular component: nucleus. Bases 422 to 1852 code for a protein of 476 amino acids. The record is from RefSeq and is a predicted model, not a curated record. The transcript has 3 exons. Gene Ontology annotation, molecular function: DNA-binding transcription repressor activity, RNA polymerase II-specific; RNA polymerase II cis-regulatory region sequence-specific DNA binding. Gene Ontology annotation, biological process: negative regulation of transcription by RNA polymerase II; central nervous system development.
AUGGCAGAAUAAUAAUAAUAAUAAAACCUACGGCCUCUUCGCUUCGGCCUCGAACCCUAACAAUAAUGAAGAGUAAACAGAAAGCCUUUGAGAAAAUAAAAAUGGUCAAAAGGGCUACAUUGCUUGAUUGGGCUUUUAUUUUGACAACGGAAGUCUAAGGUUAUCAGUGGUCAACAUGUGUUUACAUCAUACGAAGAAGACAGCUGUAUUCUGUUUACAGUCUUGUUUUGCACCUACUUCAUUUGAAGCAAGCGCGUCCAAACCACAGCCUGUCUGUUUUACAUACAACAGAGAUGUUCAGUGCAACAGUUUUGUAAAAAAAUAGAAUGUCAAAAAGGAGGAGUGAUCCAGACCCAUGCAGAAUGAAACAUGAAGAUAUUGAGGAACAAAGAGGUUGGUGUCCAUUCUUGCAUCUUCAGUAAUGAUUGAUUUGUUGAAGGAUGAAAGUGAUGAACUGAAUGAAGUGAAGAAGAAACAUCAGUGUCAGAAACCUCUGAAUCCUGAAACGCUAGAAAUUGCCUCUAGUAGUGUCGAAGAACAGAAGAUUUUCUUUCCGAAAAGAAAGCAAAAAACACAAGAAGGCACGUCUUUCAACUGUUCUCAGUGUGGAAAGAGUUUUAAACAUAAACAUCAUCUUGAGGGGCACAUGAGAAUUCACACUGGAGAGCGCCCAUACACAUGUCCUCAGUGUGGAAAGAGUUUCACACACAAACAUCAUCUCGUCGUGCACAUAAAAAUUCACACUGGAGUGCAGCCCUACUCAUGUCCUCACUGUGGAAAGAGUUUUAUACGAAAAUCAAGUCUUCAUGGGCACAUGAGAAUUCACACUGGAGAGCGCCCAUUCACAUGUCCCCAGUGUGGGAAGAGUGUCAAACACAAAUCAACACUUGACAGUCACAUGAAAAUUCACACUGGAGAGCGUCCAUAUACAUGUUUUCAAUGUGGAAAGAGUUUUAGACUGAAAAGUUGUCUUGAAGUUCACAUGAGAAUUCACACAGAAGAGCGUCCGUACCCAUGUCCUCAGUGUGGAAAGAGUUUCAAACACAAACAGAAUCUUGUGGUGCACAUGAGAAUUCACAGUGGCGAGUGCCCGUAUGCAUGUCUUCAGUGUGGAAAGAGUUUUAAACACAAAGCAACUCUCGAAGUACACAAGAGAAUUCACACUGAAGAGUGCCCAUACGCAUGUCUUCAGUGUGAAAAGAAUUUUGAACGGAAAUCAAGUCUUGAGGCGCACAUGAGAAUUCACACUGAAGAGCGCCCAUACACAUGUCCUCAGUGUGAAAAGAGCUUCACACACAAACAGAAUCUUGUGGUGCACAUAAAAAUUCACACAGGAGAGCAUCCAUACUCAUGUCCUCACUGUGGAAAGAGUUUUAUACGGAAAUCAAGUCUUCAUGGGCAUAUGAGAAUUCACACUGGAGAACAUCCAUAUUCAUGUCUUCAGUGUGGAAAGGGAUUUGUACAGAAAUCAAAUCUUGAGGCACACAAGAAAAUUCACACUGGAGAGCGCCCAUACACAUGUCCUCAGUGUGAAAAGAGUUUCACACAAAAAUCUAAUCUUAAAAUUCAUAUGAAAAUUCACACUGGAGAGCAUCCGUAUUCAUGUCUUCAGUGUGGAAAGGGAUUUGUACAGAAAUCAAGUCUUGAGACGCAUAAGAAAAUUCACACUGGAGAUCGCCCAUACACAUGUCCUCAGUGUGGAAAGAGUUUCAAACAUAAACAUCAUCUUGAGGGGCACACGAAAAUUCACACUGGGGAGCGCCCAUACACAUGUCCUCAGUGUGGAAAGAGUUUCAUACAAAAAUCAAGUCUUGACUGGCAUACAAGAAAUCACAAUGGAGAACGCCUAUAAGCAUGUUGGAAUGGGAUUCCAACAGCCACUGUCUAAGAGACCUUGUGACUAGAGACUUUUAUUAUGCCAUAUGAACUGAAACCUGCACUACAUCACAUUUACACUUAUUAAGUCAAUUUCUGUUUAUGCACAAAAAUACAUAAAUUAACGUAGAACUGUUGAUUAUUCCAUGUGUGUAUGCCUAAUGUAUGCCUUUGAUGAUGUGUUGUUCUAUUAAUACAAGUGUACAAAUCAAUAUUGACAAAAUAGUUUAGUUUUAUGCGACAUUCAGCGAAUGAGACAAAGACACACUGAACACAGGUUGAUAUAUUUAUUUGUUUUGAGGUUUACAUAUAUCGAAUACACAAGCAAACAGUUUGUACUGUUUCCAUGGUAAACUGUCAUGUGACUAUGCAAAUGUCGCCAUUUAACUCCCCCAUUCCAUUAAAAGGCGUAGUUCAACAGUUUAGUUCAACGAGAGAAUGUGUUUGGUGUAAUGUUACUUCUUGUAUUGAAAAAGUUUAAUUUUGCAUCAUCUAUAAUACCUAUAAAAAAAAUGUAGUUUCAAAUGUUUAUGCAAUGCUAAAACAACUUUUUUUGGCUUCUAUUCCUGGAACUUUCAUGCAUUCAAAUGACCGCUUUUCAGGAUUUGUUGAAAAAUGAAAAUUCUGACUUCAUUUACUCACCCUAAGGUUGUUCAACACCUGUAUAAAUUUCUUUGUUCUACUGAACACAGAGGAAGAUAUUUGGAAGAAUGUCAGUUACCAAAAAGAACUCAUCCCUCAUUUACGGCCAUGGCAGAAAAAACAACUAUUGUACAAUAAUACUAUUGGAGUCAAUAGAGGAUGAGAUCUGUUUGGUUACUAGCUAGUCCUAUACCUGUGAAGUUUAAAGACAGCGCCACCUAGCAUUAAAACUUUUUUUAAAAUAAAAUUGAUCAUAACUCUU